AUGGUUUUAUCAACUAGUGAAACAAUUCAAUUAAUUUAUCUUAUUCCAUCACUUCUUUUAAUGAUAUUUGUUGCUUUUUUGUUAUUAUAUAAAAUUUUAACAAAAUCACAAGCAUUUAAAAAUGAAUUUUAUCCUAUGGUUUGUUAUAGAACAUUCAAUGAUAUAUUGUAUCAUUUCACUAUUUUAAUUUUACUUAAACUUCCAGCAUGGAAAAUUGCACUUAAUUUUUAUAUAAAUAGUACCUGCUUAGCUCCUCUUUGUUGCAUUUUUGGAGCUGUAACAUGUUGUGUUCCAUUUUUACAUACAUUUAUUUUGGCAUCAAUGAGAUAUAUGGCAAUAUAUUAUCCAAUAAAAUAUUCAAGAAUCUCUUCACAAUCAACAUCAAUCAUAAUUUGUGGAGUAAUCUUUACUAUUAGUUAUGGUAUUGGAUUAGCAUCAUUAGCAUUUCCAUCAAAGUAUGUUUAUAAUGAAGUUACUGGAAUUACUUCUCCAGUAUAUAUAGUUAAAUCUGUUGCAUAUUUUCAAUUUUGCUAUGGAAUAAUUUUUUAUGGAUUAACAGUUAUUGGAUCACUUAUACUCAAUAUAGCAAAUUUUGUUGGUCUUAGAAAAAAUAAUAAAAAGAAUAAAAAUAAAAAAUCAGAAUAUACCUUUGCUUUUUAUGGUCUAUUUACACUUUUUACAACAUGUCUUAUGGAAGGAUAUCUUGUUGGUAGAAUUGGUGGAAAUUUUUUGGAAAAUGAAACAAUGAUGGCUAUUUCUAAUUAUGCUUUAACAUGGAUUGGAGAUAUUGGAACAUUAGGUGAUUUUUACUUUUUUUUAUUUAUUAAUUCUGAAAUAAAAUUGGCAAUUAAAGAAAUCUUUUUUAAAAUAAUUAAUAAACAAGUUACUUCUUUAGUAAUUAGAUCAACAGAGGUAAAAAGUUUACAAGAAACAAAGAAUAGUCGAAUUAAAACUAUUCCAAAUAAAUGA
Molecule: messenger RNA, 969 nt
Organism: Strongyloides ratti
Lineage: Eukaryota; Metazoa; Nematoda; Chromadorea; Rhabditida; Strongyloididae
Product: 7TM GPCR, serpentine receptor class v (Srv) family-containing protein
Exons: 2
Coding region: 1-969 (322 amino acids)
Source: RefSeq, a predicted model, not a curated record